Molecule: messenger RNA, 517 nt
Organism: Brassica oleracea var. oleracea
Lineage: Eukaryota; Viridiplantae; Streptophyta; Magnoliopsida; Brassicales; Brassicaceae
Exons: 1
Coding region: 67-396 (109 amino acids)
Biological process (GO): innate immune response; regulation of developmental process
Source: RefSeq, a predicted model, not a curated record
UUUAUCAUGAUCAUCAUAUUAAAUACAUAUAGAGAUUUAUAUAUUCGUGCUACGACUACAUAAAUCAUGGUGAUUGCUAAGAACCGCACAGAGCACUACGUAGCAUUGGUCCUUGUUCUGAUAAAUAUGGUGGGAUCAGUGUUACUAGCCACUGAAGGACGACCGGUCAAGUAUGGUUCGACAGCUUUGACCCAGUUAAGAGUUUCACCUGUGUACAAUGGAAGCGUAAUGUCUAAGCUUAAACCAGUUGAGUCAUCUGUACAAGAUGUUUCUUGGCUAGCCACGGUGAAGCAGUCCGGACCAAGCCCAGGGGUUGGUCAUCAUCGAGCCAAAGGAUACAAGACCUUUGGACGAGUCAGAGACGACUCUGGUCCUAGUCCUGGUGUUGGACACUAAAGAACAAGACCUACGAAUUUAAAUUAUAAGAAUAUAUAUGCAGAUGUAAUAACUUUACCAUGUUUUAGUAGCCUUUAAGAUGUAACCUUCUUCCAAUAUUUAUGUUUUUCUCCUUUUACUC